Molecule: messenger RNA, 381 nt
Organism: Spodoptera exigua (beet armyworm)
Lineage: Eukaryota; Metazoa; Arthropoda; Insecta; Lepidoptera; Noctuidae
Source: the annotation of a GenBank genome assembly
AUGAAGUCCAUGAUUAUCGUAGUUUUGGCUGUCCUGGCGGUCGCCAGUGCCAAGCCUUUCCUCGGCGAUUUAGGAGUGGGUCUUAAUGAAGUAGGAACUGGUAUUGGAGCUGGUCUCGGUAACAUCGGGAUUGGACUUGGAACAGGCCUUGAAGAGGAUAUGGUACAGAAUGAAGUGUGGGAGAGCCAUGCUUCGGCACGAAUGGGUCGGCUCGAACGGAGUGAUACCACGGCCUCACAGAAAACCGGCGUGAAACAACCACAGCGUUGUGUUUCGCCGUGUAUCGGAACAGGCCUUGGCCUCGGCGGGCGUGGUGGCCUAGGACUCGGUGGUCUGGGCCUCGGCGGUCGAGGCGGCCUGGGUCUAGGAGGCAUACUUUAA